UUGAAAUGAAAAGCAGAACCAUUCUUAACAUAAGCCAAGAUAAUUGUGCAUUCAUUCAUGCGGUAAAGCCAAAGUCAAGUUCAUUAUAGUGAGAUUAGAGCUAUCAUUGAGUGUUUGAAUGGAUUGGAAAACAUUUUGAAGGUCGGAGAGGCAGAGAAGAACACCGAAGAUGCAAACUAUCUAUUACCAACUGAUUGAUAGCGUGGAAGGGGUGGAAAAGAUUGAGAACCUACGAUUCUCGCAACCACUAUGAAAUCCAAGGGAAGGCUAUGAAGGUUUGACCUGAAGAAGAUGAGGAGGAGACACAACAAACUCUUCCAUGGAACCAAAAUCUUGCAACUUUGAAUGAAGAGUCAAACUCAAAGAGUGAGUGUGAGAGUCAAAUUCCAUAAAUGGUUUAUGAGACAUUUAUGAGUUCUCCAACUUUCCAUAAAUCCCCACUUAAAAGUACAAUUUGUAGAGAUUCAUAUCAAAAUGCAGCUAUAAGUAAACUCAUAAAUCUUUGUUCUCAAACCCUCGAAUCCCGAUGGCGGCGCGGCGCUGAAACCCCGGAAAAGUUCAUUUCGAUUGACAAACUACAAUUUGGGAAGCAGAUAAAGCUAGAUCUCGCUGAGAAGUUGAGAUUUUUACGGUUUCUCUAUCAAGUUUCUGUAAAUUUCUUUUGGAGAGGAGAAAGCCAUGUCGCUGAGAACAGAGGAGGAGGAAGAAGUAUCAAAAGCUAUAAUCGAUGGUGUUUGGUCAGAUGAUCCUUCAUUGCAGUUUGAAUCCACUGCCAAGAUCAGAAGUAUUCUAUCACAGAGAGAUAUAACUCGUCCUUCUGAAAGUGUGAUACGAUCUGAAGUUUUGCAUCGUCUCGUUCAGUUUCUUUGCAAGGAAGAGUUCCCUAAGCUUCAAUAUGAGGUAGCUUGGAUUCUCACAAACCUUGCUACUGAAAAACCGGAGGAGGUCGUUGGUCACGGAGCUGUUCCAAUCUUAAUUCACCUUCUUGCUUCUCCUAAAGAUUAUGUCCGUGAGCAGGCUAUAUGGGCACUGAAUAAUCUUGCUGGCCAUUCAACACGUUACCGUGAUAUUGUUCUUCAUUGUGGAGUAUUGAUGCCACUGUUGCGUUUGCUGUACAAUGAUACUACGCUCAGGAUUGCCACUUGGACUUUGUGUAACUUGUGUCGUGGCAGGCCUUCACCCGCCUUCGAGCAGGUGAAACCUGCUCUCCCUGCACUUGAACUACUUCUUCAGUCAAAUGAUGAAGAAGUCUUGAAACAUGCUUGCUUGACACUAUGUAAUAUGUCUAAUGGUUCUGAAGAUGGAAUCCAAAGUUUGAUUGAGGCUGGCUUUGUCCGAAAACUAAUUCAAUUUCUCCAACACCCUUCUCCUGCAAUACUUGUUCUUGCAGUUCGUACCAUUGGGGCUAUAGCUGCUGGAAAUAAUCAGCAUACUCAGUGUGUGAUAAAUUGUGGUGCUUUACCCAUUCUUUCAAACUUGCUUACUGGAAACUAUGAGAAAAACAUAAAGAGGCAUGCUUGCUGGGUGAUUUCAAACAUCACUGCAGGCACAGAAGAACAAAUUCAGACAGUUAUUGAUGCAAAUUUUAUUCCAACCUUGGUUUAUCUGGCUCAAAAUACUGAAUUUGAGUUGAAGAAAGAAGCUGUAUGGGCAAUUUCAAAUGUGGCCUUAAGUGGUUCUCAUGAUCAAAUCAAAUACAUGGUGGAGCAGAGUUGCAUAAAACCUUUAUGUGAUAUCCUAGUAUGUGAAGAUAUGAAAACCAUCUUAAAGUGUCUGAAUGGGUUGGAAAACAUUUUGAAGACCGGAGAGGCUGCAAAGAAGACAGAAGACAAGAACUGUUAUGCUCUACUGAUUGAAGGUGCGGAAGGGCUAGAAAAGAUUGAGAACCUGCAAAGCGACGAUAAUAUUGUGAUCUGCGAGAAGGCUUUGAAGAUUCUGGAGACAUAUUGGCUUGUAGAGGAGGAUGAGAACAUGAACCACAUUGUUUUGGAGGCAAAAACUCUAUAUGACAUGGAACCAAAAACUUGCAGCUUUGGAGGCCAACUCAAAGAGUGAAUCGAGAACCAUCAUUGUAGGACUUGACUUGAUUUUCAAUUGUUUACAGAGUCGAUACACAAGCGUUGAUGGAGUCUGCGUCGUCUAAUUGAUGGUUUAUUUAUUUUUAGUUGAAAGGUUUAUUGAAAAUUUACUCAAAUUUUUGAAAUAUCUUUGCUGAUCUCACAUCA
Capsella rubella is the source of this 2225-nucleotide messenger RNA. Its product is annotated as importin subunit alpha-8. The coding region runs from base 679 to 2055 and encodes 458 amino acids. The record is from RefSeq and is a predicted model, not a curated record. Gene Ontology annotation, cellular component: cytoplasm; nucleus. NCBI's taxonomy places the organism in Eukaryota, Viridiplantae, Streptophyta, Magnoliopsida, Brassicales, Brassicaceae. The transcript is spliced from 12 exons. Gene Ontology annotation, molecular function: protein binding; nuclear import signal receptor activity. Gene Ontology annotation, biological process: NLS-bearing protein import into nucleus.